UCACACAACGCUACAUAUACAACCCAUUUUCCCGAAAACCAUGAUUGGUAGGAUCUCACGAAAGCUUAUGUGACGUAAGGCGCACGACCCACAAACACUUCGCUUUUCGUUUGAAACAAUAAUCGCAGCACGAUUAUUUCCAGAAUACAGCACGCUUUUUUUUUUGGAUAAGGUCAGGAACAUGGAGACUUCACAACUCUGUAAGUUGUUUAUUGGAGGCCUCAAUGUCCAAACCACAGAGGAUGGCUUACGAGAACACUUCGAGACUUAUGGACAGUUAACUGAUUGUGUGGUAGUUGUAAAUCCACAAACAAAGCGUUCUCGAUGCUUCGGAUUUGUAACGUACUCUACCGCUGAAGAGGCAGAUGCGGCAAUGGCGGCGUCGCCUCAUGUGGUGGAUGGUAGUAACGUUGAAUUGAAAAGAGCUGUCUCCCGUGAAGAUUCGGUUAAACCAGGCGCUCACGCCAAGGUGAAGAAGCUAUUUGUUGGCGGCAUAAAGGAGGAUGUUGAGGAGACAGACCUGCUACAACACUUCUCACAAUUCGGUCACGUGGAGAAAGUUGAAAUUAUCACUGAUAAAAUGUCUGGCAAGAAACGCGGAUUUGGUUUUAUCUACUUCAACAACCACGACGCAGCAGACAAGGCCGCGGUAGUAAAGUUUCACACUAUCAACGGUCACCGCGUGGAGGUGAAAAAGGCUGUUCCUAAAGAAGAUAUUCAAGCGGGGUCUUCAAGACCCUUUCGUGGUGGCAGAGGUGGGAGAGGGAGCGGUGGCGGCCCCUCACGAGAUAUAAACGGAAUUGGUGGUGGAGGCAAAGGUUUCGGAAACUAUGGAGGCGGCAACCAGGGCUAUAACAUGUAUGGCGGCUAUGGAGAGGAUGGUGGUUAUGACAAUGGUUACAACUUCGGCAGUUACAACCAUCACUCUUCCUCCUACGGACCAAUUAAAGCUGCAGGAACAGUUGGUAACUGGGGCCGCAGUAGCAGUGCAGGCCCAUACCGAGGUGGUUACGGGGGUGGAAAUUAUGGCAGUAGCGGCUAUAAUGGGGGAAAUUCAUACGGUACUGGAUCUUUCUGAAAGCCAUAGGACAGCCGAACUGUGCCAGAGAUAUUAGAAUAGAAUCUUUUUUUUUUUUGUCACACAGAAUAUUUAGGACGUUGGACGUUUUUAUACUAGUGCAUAAUGAGACUACAGAUCAGAGGGGAUUUAUAAACUUUCCUCUACCCAUAUUCAUUUGUUAAUACCUGGGGGGGGAUCCAACAAUGACUGUGGAAACUUUGUGGCCUUCCAGCUGCAUAUAAGAUAACCUGUUGUAUUUUUUUGUGUGUUUAUAAUAUAUUCACACUUGAUGUAUGAUUUUUUUUAUCCUUUGUUCUAUUCCAUGUAUUGUAGGAGAGUAUUUGUGGAGUGCAUGAACCACCUUUGACCUGAGUAAAUUAACAAAUUGCUUUCCUGACGUUUUUUUUUUUAAAUUGCAUUAAAGGGGUUAUACCGUA
Messenger RNA from Spea bombifrons (plains spadefoot toad), 1497 nucleotides. RefSeq names its product heterogeneous nuclear ribonucleoprotein A0 (gene HNRNPA0). The record is from RefSeq and is a predicted model, not a curated record. Gene Ontology annotation, molecular function: RNA binding. The transcript has a single exon. NCBI's taxonomy places the organism in Eukaryota, Metazoa, Chordata, Amphibia, Anura, Pelobatidae. Bases 182 to 1078 code for a protein of 298 amino acids.